Molecule: messenger RNA, 2031 nt
Organism: Cydia fagiglandana
Lineage: Eukaryota; Metazoa; Arthropoda; Insecta; Lepidoptera; Tortricidae
Gene: NGR-A31
Product: trissin receptor
Exons: 7
Coding region: 101-1492 (463 amino acids)
Biological process (GO): G protein-coupled receptor signaling pathway
Cellular component (GO): plasma membrane
Molecular function (GO): neuropeptide Y receptor activity
Source: RefSeq, a predicted model, not a curated record
UAGGCAUCUAAAAUAUUAUGUUCAUCUAAGUAACAAGUAACCAGAGUUACAAUGAAAGGGAGCAAAGAAAGUAUACCUUCUUUAUAAUCUACAUAAAUUCAUGGAUGGAUCCGGAAGAGACGCGACCAGAAACAUGUUGGGAACAAAAGAGCUAAUUGUUUCAAAUAUUCAGUCGAGUGUCUGGGUCGCUGCAAAUAGAAGCCACCCCAGCGGGCCAAUCCAUAGUAAAGAAUCGUUUUUUAACGUUUCGAGAUUAAAUAACAGUAAUCCUUUAAACGACGAUGAGUACAUUUUUGAUAGAACAGAUAUAAGAGCAAUAUUCAUUGCUCUUUAUACGAUAGUAUUUUGCUGUUGUUUCUUCGGUAACCUGUUAGUAAUCCUUGUGGUGACUCUUUCGAGGCGGUUGAGGUCUAUCACCAACUUUUUUUUGGCUAAUCUGGCUGUCGCAGAUUUAUGUGUGGGAGUGUUCUGUGUCUUCCAAAAUCUGACGAUAUAUCUUAUACCUAGCUGGGUAUUUGGAGAUUUUUUGUGCAAAAUGUACCAGUUUGUGCAUUCACUGAGUUACACAGCAUCUAUAUUUAUCUUGGUUGUAAUAUGCACUGAACGAUAUUUUGCUAUUAUACACCCUAUAACAUGCAAGCAAAUUCUCACGUCUACCAGACUAAGGAUGGUUAUCAUGGGCGUAUGGAUAACGAGUGCAGCAUACAGCGCACCGAAGUUUAUUUGGGUUGAAACAAUAACGUACAACCUCGACAAUGGGCACAUGGAGACAAUAUGCAUACAGCAUCUAAAGAAAUACAACUCGGAGAUAUUCGAUUUGGUGAAUUUCGGAUUCCUGUACGUGACGCCAUUAUGCGUAAUGACGGUGUUAUAUACAAGGAUAGCUGUGGGGUUGUGGCAGAGCUCGCACGGGCUGCAGCACCUAGGGCGCACUCAGUGCUGUGCGGCGCCUAAUCCGCGCCCCGAGAAGCAACCGCUCAACUACGAGCCACAACGCACAUUUGUCGGCAAUAAGGAAGCAAAGCGAGCGAUGAAGGCACUUAAAGCCUGUCGCGACCCGGAGUCCCGCAACUGCCACCACCUGAGCCACCUGUCACGCAACGUACUGCGUGCGCGGCGCGGCGUUGUGCGCAUGCUCAUCGUGGUGGUGCUCGCCUUCGCCAUCUGCAACUUGCCGUUCCACGCGCGUAAAAUGUGGCAGCGCUGGUCCAGCGGGUACCAUGGCACCGGUAACUUUAGCACGCUCUUCACACCGCUCACCUUCCUAAUUACGUACUUCAACUCUGGCAUCAACCCGCUCCUCUACGCUUUCCUAUCCAAGAACUUCAGGAAAGGUAUGAGGGAGCUGGUGUUCUGCAAUUGUGGCGGGAAAAGGAAGAGUGAUAACUUAAUAUUGUUAAAUCCAGUGGGGGUCGGCCUGCGGCGUAGCUCGACGCGAUCCACGCGCGCUAACUGCAGCACCGUUACUGUGGCGCCCAACGGAGACUCAUGAGACUACCGACGCCGGAGGUUUCUUUAUAAAGUCGAAGAUAUAGAUAUUUCUUGAUUAACGGAAAGCACGGACGAAGUGACCGAUAGUAGCGGUCUUUACACUAUCUCUACCAUUUCCAAACGAGAUCUAUACGACUAAUAAAGAACUCUACUACAUACCUAUUUGGACUCUUUGACCCUAGUGUAGUGAAGUCAGUAAUUUACGUCUGAUAAUGUUAUAUGUUAUAUAUGUUAUCAAGUGAUCUCCUGAGCUUAAACGAGUACAUAUUUAUUUUUAGUGUAUUUUUAGUAUAUUUAGUACCUAAUUAAAGUCAAAACUAAGUUGUCCUAUCAUAAAGCCAACAUAUCGUGUCCGUGUAUAAUAUAUGUGUAUAUAGAUCCAUAAUAAACAGUUUAAUUUGUGCGAAAAUACAUAUAAUUUAAAUGUAUAUUUGAACUAAACAAUAUGGAGCGCAUUAACUUCAUCACACGAGGCAUAACUUAGUAGGUAUUGUGUGUGUUAAAUUGAUAUAGGAAGUAAUUCAUCGGAAACAGGUCACA